Messenger RNA from [Candida] anglica, 2250 nucleotides. NCBI's taxonomy places the organism in Eukaryota, Fungi, Ascomycota, Pichiomycetes, Serinales, Debaryomycetaceae. The record is from the annotation of a GenBank genome assembly.
GACUAAUCAACCGCCAGUUUGUGCUAGACGUUUUGGUGGAAGGUGACAAGGUUCAGAGAUUAUCAACUCAUUGAAGAUUCCGUUUCGCUGGGUGGUAAAAAGCAAUUCUUUUGUGACUCUAUUUUUUGAUUUUUGCCCUUGUGUGCUAAUUUUUUUGGUACAAGAGUUUUGAUCUAGAACAUGCUCAAUAGUGUAUGGUUCAGAUGAGCAGCAGUCCUAUAACAGUAAAGCAAGACGUUCCACGUGCUGGGAGAAAGUACCCGGCAGCCAAUGAGCCCGAGACGAAUAUGAAGACGUCACGUAGAAUGACGUCGCGUAGAAACCAGGUGUCGAUCAAUCAUCUUCUUGACUUCCAAUCGUACGAGGACCUGGAGGAGUACCAGAACAACGUCCGUAGACGUCGUAAUAGUAACAAUGGACGUCGAAGAGGACCUGCAACGGCACGUGGCCUCAAUCUACAUGGGAUGGCGUAUGUCAAUUGUCAUUAUAAGUUUGUGGUUGAUCAUAGAUCCGAUUAUACUUCACAAUUGUCUGAUCCCAACGUUCCGGUGAAGGGAGCAGAUAUAGUACGAAUCAUCACACCCAGGGGCAAAAAUGCAUGCCCAAUUUGUCUUUCUGAUGAUCCAGUGGCCCCAAGAAUGCUCACUUCAUGUGGUCAUAUCUUGUGUUUGGCAUGUUUAUUAUCGCUCUUGGAGAGCGAGGUGCCUCGGUACAAGAAGAAGGAGGCCGCUGCCAUCGUGGAGAAAUACCGAGAAUGUCCGUUGUGUUUGUCUGUGAUCCGUAAAAAUGAUAUCAAGCCGGUGCUUAUAUCCACCGUGGAUGAACGGUUUGAAGUACCUAAGGUUGGCGAUGAAGUAGUGUUGACGUUGAUGUCGAGGUCACAGGACAAGGCGUGUGCCUUGCCUCGAAGUUUCCAAGAAUAUCAUGGCAUUGAAGGGUACCCCUGGGUGAAACGAGGAGCCAACAAUGAAAUGCCAGAUUUCGGGCCUUAUCUGAGGAUUUUGUUGGGUGAUCUUGACUAUAUAAUUGACAUGUACAAGGCAGAAGAAGCGGCCAUCAUGGCGCAACAUGAGGAAGAAAAAUUGUUAUACAAUGAUGACGGGAAAUUCGCCAAAUUGGCAUGUGAAGACAUCGAGAACGAUAUGAAAUCAUGGAUUGAGUCAUACAAAGAGAAUCCUGAAGUUAAACAGGCUCCAAACUCCAUUCAUCAACAUGAAACACCUGCGCCACAGGCUGGGAAUUUUUACUUUUAUCAAACAGGUUUCAAUGCUCAAUCAGCAUUUUUCCUCUCUGCAUUGGACAUCAAGGUUCUUCGUACCACGUACUCCACGUAUGAGAAUCUCCCAUCAAAUGUUAUUGCCAAGAUUGAAAACAUCCGAUAUGAAGAGUUAACCCCGGAAUUGGCGACAACAAGGUACAAAUAUCUAUCACAUCUUGCCUUUGGGACCACUAUCGGGUUCUUGGAAUGUAAUUGGUUCCAGAACGAAUACAUUUCUCAUGAAACAUGGGAAACUUUCAAGUUAGAUUUGAAUGCUCGUUCGAAACAAUCGCAGAAGAAAUUCAAACGAGAGGAAAAGAAUAAACAAAGAGCAUUAAACGACGAAGAGUUGCGUGCAAGAGAGUUUUACGAGAGAGAAAAUGGCGCUGAAUAUGCUACUCAAGUAUUUUCAGGAUUAACGAUUGAAGAUUUACCUGUACUUUCACAAGCAGAGAGAAGAGACAGUGAGAGUUCUGGGAGUGAGAUUGCCACCCAAAGGACUGUUUGGGGCACUGAUAUCCCCAAAUCCGAGACAUUUGGCGAUUAUGAGAGUGGAGAUGAUUGGGAUGCAGAAGAAAUGAUUAGAAAGGCUAAAGAAGAGAUGGAUAAAAACAAAGGGAAUGGUAAGAAAAAAAAGAAGAGAAUUGUUUUAACUUUUGAUUGAAGUGUGAAGUGAAAUAUACCACUUAGGGGUUGUAACUACACACUGCCCUACGGGGUUGAUGGGCCGCUCCGCUGGCACUCCGUGGGCCACUAGCCGUGGAGGCCUUGUUCCUCUAGCGAGGAAUGCCGAUUUACGGGGAAAACUCCUCGUAGAGGAGCCAGGCACCACGCAGUGGCUCUCCCCGAGCAGGGGCCAUCGGAGCCGUCUUGCGGGCCACAUAGGGAAGUGAGUAGUCAGCUCUUCUAACGACGGGUCGCUUACACUGAUGUAGAUAGAUAAUCAAAGGUAGUAUGAAGAGGGUUAAUAUAGAGAGGCAAUCAAAUCUGCC